AUGGAAAUGUCAACUGGAAUGAAGAUCUCCUUUCUGGUACUGGCAACAGGAGAACUUGUAUUAGGGAUGCUGGGAAACGGGCUCAUUGGACUGAUCAACUGCAUCGAAUGGAUGAAGAGUCGGAAGGUCUCAUCAGCUGAUUUUAUCCUCACCAGCUUGGCUAUGGCCAGAAUCAUUCAACUGUCUAUAACACUAUUUAAUUCAUUUAUAGCGGCGUUAAGUCCUCAUCUGUAUGCCACCGGUAUACUAGCAAAUCUGGUUAGUAUUCUUUUGACACUAACUCAUCACUUGACUACCUGGCUAGCUGCCUGCCUCAGCAUUUUCUACUUGCUGAAGAUAGCCAACUUCAACCACUUCUUUUUCCUGUGGCUGAAGGCGAGAAUGAACAGAGUGGUGCUUGUUGUCUCCCUGGGGUUUUUGUUUUCAGUGUGUGUUAACUUUUUAAUUCUGGAAGCUUUCGGUGAGUUGGGGAUAAAUACCUUCCACGUACAUGAAAGGAACAUGACUGUGCAUUUCGUUGUAUGUGAAAUUUUCUAUUUUAAAAGCCUUACUCUUUUCAGCUUGACUUUUGUCAUCCCCUUUCUUCUUUCCCUGACCUCUUUGCUCCUUUUAUUACUGUCUUUGGUGAGACACACCAAGAAUAUGCAGCUCAACUCCAUGGGCUCGGGGGACUCCAGCACAGAGGCCCAUAAAAGGGCCAUGAAAGUGGUGACCACCUUCCUCAUCCUCUUCAUUAUUUACUUUUUUCCCACGGUAAUAGGAAGCUGGAUCUUCCAUAAAGUACAGAGCUAUGAGGUCAUGAUGUGUUUUGUGGUCAUUUCAACUGCCUUUCCCUCAGGCCACUCAUUUAUUAUAAUUUUGGGAAACAGGAAGCUAAGACAGAGCUCCUUGAGACUACUGUGCCAUCUUAAAUUCUCUCUGAGAAAAGCAAAACCUUUAAUUUCAUAG
Galeopterus variegatus (Sunda flying lemur) is the source of this 948-nucleotide messenger RNA. RefSeq names its product taste receptor type 2 member 42-like. Gene Ontology annotation, cellular component: membrane. NCBI's taxonomy places the organism in Eukaryota, Metazoa, Chordata, Mammalia, Dermoptera, Cynocephalidae. The transcript has a single exon. The coding region runs from base 1 to 948 and encodes 315 amino acids. The record is from RefSeq and is a predicted model, not a curated record. Gene Ontology annotation, molecular function: G protein-coupled receptor activity. Gene Ontology annotation, biological process: sensory perception of taste; detection of chemical stimulus involved in sensory perception of bitter taste; G protein-coupled receptor signaling pathway.